CCCGCGUCUGCAGCCGGCUCGGCUUCCUGCCCGCCCAGACGCUGCUUCUCCCGGUCUCCCGGUGUCGGCUCCGCGGAGGGAGAGGAGAUGAGUGCGGCGGCGCCGGCGCCCGAGCGGGGUUGGAAGAGCGAGAAAGUGGACGAGGCUCAGGCCCUGGCGCGGAGUUGCGCUGCCCGCAGACCCGACUUCCAGCCGUGCGACGGGCUCUCCAUCUGUGCCACGCACAGCCAUGGCAAGUGCUUCAAGCUGCACUGGUGCUGUCACCUAGGAUGGUGUCACUGCAAGUAUGUGUAUCAGCCUAUGACCCCCGUGGAGCAGCUUCCCAGCACUGAGAUUCCUGCGAAGCCUCGGGAACCCACAAACACCAUUCAGAUCUCAGUCUCACUCACCGAACACUUUAUGAAAUUUGCAUCUGUCUUCCAGCCUCCCCUGCCCCCUGAUUCUCCAAGGUACUGCAUGAUCUCAGACCUCUUUAUUGACAACUAUCAGGUUAAAUGUAUAAAUGGGAAGAUGUGUUAUGUGCAGAAGCAGCCAGCACCACAUUCCCACAAAAUGAGCCCUGAGGGGGUCUCUGCACACGAUGCCUUAAUUUCAAAAGAGAGCAAUACACCAAAAAUAGGUCACUGCUCUUCUCCCUCAAGUUCUGAGGACUCUGGGAUCAAUGCGAUCGGGGCUCACUAUGUGGAAUCAUGUGAUGAGGACACAGAAGAAGGGGCAGAACUGAGUUCAGAGGAAGAUUACAGUCCAGAGAGCAGCUGGGAGCCGGACGAGUGCACCCUCCUCUCCCCCUCGCAGUCUGACCUGGAAGUGAUUGAAACGAUAGAAACCACCGUGUGAGUGUCCAGGCAGGAAGCGUGUCCUUGAUCCACACGGAGCUUUUGUACUUCUGUCUGGUGGAUCCUUUUUCCAGUGCAGUUGGUAUUUCUACCCCUCUACCAACCAGAGCGACCAGUGGUCUGCUGAUUAGCUUCACUCUUAAAUUAGUCUUAUAACGAAGACAUUCUUUUUCUUAUAAACGGUUUUCUUUUGUAUCUUCACUUACUUUCUAUGUAGCAUCUGGUGUCAUGAAUUGUGACCCAGCCUUAAUUUCACUGGGGACUUUGAAAGCGGUGAAGCAGUGAUCACAGAGUAUUGUGGAUCAGUUGAGGAGCUACCCAGAGUGAACGAGACAGUAUUUUCUAAGUAGCCAGUUCUUCACACAAGAGCCCUUGGCACUCCUUUUGGCAUGCUGACAGGCCCCCCGCCCCUGCCAGUCUCAUAUGGCAAUCAGCUCAUGUGAGGGGAAAGAGUGUGCACUGGAAGAUGCCAUUCUCUCCCUUUCCCCUUCUCACCACCUGCAUGGGUCCGGGCCAGUGUUGCCUCAGCUUACUUCUAGGAGGUUAGUGGAGGCCAGCUUGACCCCUAGUUAUGGCCACUGUCUGCACAGCCCUUCAUGACCUGGGGCUGAGUUAGGCCUUCAUUUAAGAAGAGAUGACAUCUCACUUUAAUGCUCAAUGUAGCUUUAGCUGAGGACCUACACUCUGCAGGGUGCUGUGGGGAUACAGAAUGAAUAAGACCUGACUCCCAACAUGAAGGGACCCACAGUCUAACAGGGGAGAUAACACAUACAGGUAACGGUACCCAGAUGCUCUGGGAACCGAGGGGGAGGUGAGAGGCACUUGGCUUUUAGCUGGGAACGUGUUGCAACAUUUGAGCUGGCCUCCUGGGUGGGUUCCCCAACAUUUCUCAGCUUUUCUUAAUUGUUCUUCAAAUCUGGGGCAAACUUUUAGGAAGUUAUAUAGGUAUUAUAUUUAGGAGGCAGCCACAUCUGACGUCUUAAGAAAAAAAUCAAUAAUAGUUUUAGUUAGCAUGGAAAUGCUAAAGACAGCAGUCCUUUAGGGAUUAGGAAUGAAUCUAAUAGGUUUGAUUAAUUCUGCUUCAUUUGGUUGUAUGAAGCAUUAGAAUGGCUUAGGUGAGAAAUGGAUUAGAAUUCAGUAUGAUGCAUGGAUUUUUUAUGCAAAUGCAAAAGCAGUUGAAAUAGUUUGCUGCUAAGUCAGGAGAAAAUAUUUUGUGUAAUAUACAUUCACUUUUACUACAGUAAUAUUCACGGUCUGUUGUACAUGUUCUCUUUUCUCACACACACAAAAUAGUGAAGAGGUCUUUCUUAUUUAGCUCUCUUCAGAAUUCUACUCCUAAUCUCCAUUUAUACCAGGUGUUCUUGUGUGAGUUGGUUAUCUGCCAUUUUUCCAAAUCUACUCUCUGUGAGGCAUAGUUAAGAAUCCAGGAAGUUUAAAAUAUGGCCUAAUGAAACUAGAACUAUCAGAGUUGGAGAUAGAGAAAUAUUUCUUAGAUCCUAACUAUUCGUGAGUGUGCUCUGUCAGCAUUAUGGCACACCUCUUUUAUGUCAUGUCAGUUUGUACUUUAAGACAUAAGAAGAGGCCUGUUGUGUUCUUCCCUGAAGCCUCCAUUUGACAUCUUGCACCAAUCACACCAGGCAAAAUCUGCUUUCCUAGUUGUAUGUGUAGUUCAAGUUAUUGGCUAGAACACUUUGUUAGGUUUAGGUGCCCAAAACAUCUGUAGGGUUUAGAAAGCAGAGUGUGUAUAUUCCUUUGAAAACAGUGUUAGUUAGAGCUUUCUCUGCUAGAUGGGAAUGCAGCCUAAAGUUCCCACUUACUGAAAUGUAAAGACUCAACAAGUCAAGCCAGUAAGGUGGUGAGAGGAGCUCCAGGGACAGCAGGGCACAGGAGAGGGCAGGUGGAGGCAGGGGUGCAGAGAGGGGCUUCCCCAGCCAGCCCGGCCCGGCCCAGGUGGCUUAGGGACAGACAUCUGAUGAGCCCUGAGGUCCUCGGUGCCUCCCAUGACUGAGUGGCCAGCUGAAGGCAGGCUUGGAAGCCAAACACCUGUGAGCCUGCAGUAGCCGUUGGGCCCUGUCUGCACCUACCCCGUGGGUGGGCACACUGCAUCUCCUGGCUGGGCACAUAGAAGGUCUUCUUUCUCUACACAGUUCCCAUCAGUUCUCUACUCUGGGCCCACGUUCCUGUCCAUUAGAAUAAUUAGAGUCAACCACCAGGUCUCUAAAGCCAUGGAAAUAUGUGGUCACAGGCCAGGUUUCUGAAGCCGGCUGUUUCAGGGUUGGGCCCUUUAUCAGUAGUAUCUACAAGUUUUGCCUGGGUUCCUGUUUUUUAAACUCCUGAACUGCCAUUCAGAUUAGCCACGAUUUUAAUGGAAUUUUUGGAUUUAAUAAUGGUUGAUAAUCAUUUUAAAUAUUUGCACAAUCUGUUUAUAAUUAAAAACUCACUAAGCUUCACUUACUACUAUCAAUUUUAUAGAAUUGGAGAUGUUCCAUUGGAUUCUAAAUAUCAUAUGCUCCUGGAUCUCAAAAUAGCCUUUUCUAAACAAGCACAAGCAAGAAUUUCUUUGUCCUAGCACUGUUAAUAUUAAUAAUUCUCUGAAAAUCAUAUACGAUUGAACCAGAAUUCUUUCUUUCUGCUUGCAUUCCAAAAACAACUGAUAAGGAUAUAAAAAUGUGUAGUCUCAACUUAAAAUCUAGGCCUAUUCUGUUCUAUAUUAUGUAAGAGAAUUUCUCUGUAAUCCUGAUAUUAUACUGCUCAUUUGUAUAAGCGUAUUUAUAGGCACUUUAGAAAAUGUUUAGACUGCAACAUGUGUUAUAGACACUGAACACAGUCAUGUUAAAUCGCCUUGGUUAAUCUUGUACAUGGAGAGAGAGGAGAGCUUUAUGGUUCGGACCUGGUGGUGUGCUCACUGGGAGCAAAGGGCUGGGCUUUAGGGAUGGAGAGCCUGCUUUCCUGGGCUCUGUGGAAACCUGGCACCAUUCCCACUUUUUGAAAGUUGUUGUAAAAGCUGUUAGGUAGAAGAUACAAAAUAAGUGCGGUGUGGAAUUCAGCUUUCUUACCUAACCAAGAUUUAUUUUAGAACUUUCAAGUUUCAAAUAUGCUCAGAACUGUUUUGAGAAAUGACAAAGCAACUAAAAUGCUUUUGUGUUUAUGACUAUUUGGUACAUUAACAAAUGAGGCUUUAUAAUCAAAUCUAGGGUUUUUUUUCACCUUGUAAUUUUCAAGAUUUGAAAUGAGAAUUUGAUGAAAACCCUGAAGAAAAACAGUUGCUUUCCUGGAAAGGGGAGACUUACAAUUCGAGAUACUACAGUACAGCACCACCAGAACCAGAGCAGAACUGCGCGGGGGUUGUCCUGGAGGCCCUUGUGGAUUUGAUGUGAUUCUGUUUUGCGGCUGGUGGUUUUAUUUCUUAACCUCCGCUUCCUGGCCUAUUUGAAACAUCACAGUUCUUUUGGGACUGAUCGUAACAAACUCCUUUUAUGCACAUUCCUCUAUUUGGGUAAUAGGAUGUAACCAGAUAAGUCAGAAAGCUGUCAACAUACCCAGAUAUGUUUGGCAGUAUAAACACUACUAGGCAAGAAAAAAAGUACAAGAUAAAAUAAUAUUGAUAUAGUCAGCUCUUGAUUAUUCCAUCUUGUUUGCAAAAUUUUAUUGACAUGUUUUGGCUUUUUAUAUGAGGAAAACAAGAUUUUCGCAGUUUUCUUUCCUAUGCCCCUCUCCAGGGGGAGGUGUGAGCCGGAAUUAAGAAGGCCAGUUGUAUUUUAGGCUUUUCAGCAAGUCCUAUGUGACUGUCUCUCUUCCUGUGGAGGAGGGGAAGGGAAGUGGGGUUCUACUCACUUCAUCAGUGUUGUGAAUUGUAGGGAUGUCAGAUUUCUCACAUCCUAACAUAAGUACAAGGGCACUUCUUGAAGUUAAUUUUGGAAUUAUUUACCUUAAAAAAAUUUUAUGUCACUGCUCCCUUUCAUUGUUACGGAUAAUUGAGAGUUGACUGUAUUAGGAAAGGGCCAUGUUUCUAUUAGCGCUCGGAGUUCUUUUUUCUGUUAAGAUUGAAGCAAUGCUCUCUUCAUAGUCUGAACAAGUCUGAAAGCAAAUCAUCAGUAGAGGUUUUAAUACUGAGCUUCAUAUCAUUGUGUUCAUAGACACUUUCUAAGGCUGUUCAUACCUUGCAAUAUUCACUUACUGUGCUGUUUUUAAAACCUGUCUAUUUUAAAGUUUUAAGCACAAUGUUGACUCUUCUGUAAUUUCCUAAAAUUAUAUUCUGUUUUCCUACAGACAGCUCAACUUUCCCUUGUGUAUAAUACUUUAGGAAAAUACUACCUUGUAAAAUAAAUGUGAUUUUUUUUCUUUUGUAC
Molecule: messenger RNA, 5185 nt
Organism: Diceros bicornis minor
Lineage: Eukaryota; Metazoa; Chordata; Mammalia; Perissodactyla; Rhinocerotidae
Gene: C15H3orf70
Product: chromosome 15 C3orf70 homolog
Exons: 2
Coding region: 88-837 (249 amino acids)
Source: RefSeq, a predicted model, not a curated record